AUGGACCCGCGGUUUCGCUAUCCCGCACCCUCCGGCCGGCGGUCGCCGCCGCUGCACAACCCAGCGCGGGCCUCGAUGCCGGUAAACAUUGGCAGCAGCUAUCCGUCUGCCGUCUACGGGGCCGACCCUCACGCCUCGCAGCCGCAUGUGACCUCCCGAUACGACGACCCGAUCACCCCGCGGACCCAGGCCACUGUGGACUACCGCAAUGCUCCAGCCGUCCCAACGCCGCCACAGCUGCACAAGACACAGCCGCCGCUUGCCGCCGCAGCGGCAUCCGCAGCCUCGGGCCAACCUUCUUAUCCUCCUCACCAUCAGCAUCAGCUUGGUGCCUCCCAGGACCCUGCCCAUCUUCAUCACCACCACCACACGCAGCACCAGUCCUCGAUGCCGCCCCCACCUCCGCCUACGACCACCACGCGCACGUACACCGUCACCAAAGAUCCGCUUGCCCGCAGCACAAGUCUGCGCGAGCCACCCCGAACCCACCGAGCAUCCAUGAACGAGUCUACGCAGAAGCGUCCAAUUAUUAUCACCACCACUACAGGUGGCAGCUCAGGCGCACCCUCCAGCUCUGCGACCGCGAGCCGUGGUCCUCCGUCCCCCAUCCGUGGCGAGUUCCGCACGCCCAGUGCAGACCUCGCGCGUGGUACCUCCACGCGCGAAGAUAACUAUUACUAUGCCAUGCCGGCGUCGACUGCAGCCCUGCGGACCCGCGAUGCCCGGUACUCGUACUCUGGUGCACCCAUGAGCGCCACGCUCGACGACGACGAGCUUAGCCGCUUGCGCGAACGCCAUGAUUCCAUUCAUGGAGCCCCACGUGUGGACUCAUUCCCACGCUCGCGGCUCAUGCCAACAUAUGUCAAUAUGCCGCGCCACGGUAGCGUCGCCUUGCCUGGCCCCGGUGGUGGCGGCUCGAUCGCUAGCGGUGCGGGGUCGGCGUCCCUGAGCGCGGUCCCAGCCGGCUCGGCGGCUAGUUCCGGUGGCAACAAUUACGGCGACCAAGGCUACGAAUACACUAAGCCGAGUGACUUAGCUCGCUAUGAUCUGACCUAUGAACACGCUGGCUCCUCCCGGCGCGGCCGCCGCGACAGCUUUGACCGCAACUACUACCGCCCCACGGUCAACCUGGCGACGGAAGUGGGCCGCCCAUAUGGGUAUGAGUCGAGUGUCCGGCGCCCCGCUGGCGGUAACAGUGCCGCUGGCGCCACCGGCCCCCCACCGACUACAUGGGGGCUGGACAAGAUCAACAGAACGACGACCUCGUCGGUUUCGUCUGCACAGGCUCCGAUCGGCUACGACCCAGUGGGUGCAAUGCGGCCUAUGGUGGUGCACGGCGCCGCUACUGGUACGGCCGCGACCACGAGCCUUGGGCCGCCAGCUUCUGUCAGCUCGAGCAACCAGAGCGCAUCCCGACAGAGAUCAGCAUCCCUCUACCAAAACCCACCAGGUGACUAUUACCGUAGCCGUGAUGAUAACGUAUCGCGCGAGAGACGGGGCGGCGACCGAGACCGCGACUAUAGAGAUCGCGAUUACCGCGACCGCAGCACCUUCCGCGAUGGUGACCGUGCAUGGGAUCGGGAGCGGGACCGCGACCCUGGUCGUGAGCGCGAUGGGCCCCGGGACAAAGGAAGAGACGGUGCGCGCGACGACGAAUGGGACCGCAAACGUGCCCGUGCGCCCCAAGAGUACUACGCUGAUGGCAGUGCCGCCAAUCGUGCUUUUGGCAUUCUCGUCAACAGCAGAGACAACAAGCUCCACCAGCAUCCAGAAUCGCAUAGUAAUUUGACUGGGCGCGGCGCUGGUGCUGCUGGCGGUGGAUACUAUGACGACCACCGUAACGCCUACACCGACGAGGGUAUGCGUCGGGAGCGUCGGGAGCCCCGUGGGGACUGCAGCGGUUCGCGCUACAACGAUACCGACCGAGAGUUUGUUCGUGGCCACCCGGAUCAGACUGAGCGGCUUGGUAUUGAAUCCCCCAAGCGCAAGGAGACAGACGACGACAUGUACGUCCAUCAUCCACAGGAGGGUAUGCGCCACUGGGACAUUAAUGAUCACCCUGACCGAGAGAGCGACUAUGACCUUCAUCGCGAACGUGAGCGCGAACUUCGCGAUCCCCGAGACCCCCGCGAAUACCGGCGGGAGCGGGAACGUAUACGAGAGAGCGACCGUGAGCGCGGUCCCCGUGACCACGAAAGAGAACGUGAGCGUGAGAGAGACCUCGACCGGGAACGUGAUCGCGAACGAGAGCGAGAGCGAGAGCGGGAGCGAGAGCGGGAACGAGCCCGUGAGCGCGACCGCGUCCAUGACCAUGACUAUGACCAUGAUUCUCGCCCACCGGUCCGCGCCGCCGACGAGGAAGUCGCCAACACCAAGAAGAGUCGCGAUACGAAUUCUUCUGGGCUUGGUGUUGCUGCUGCCGCAGCCACUGUUGCGGGCCUUGCUGCCUCGGCUGUAGCAGUUGAGCCGAACAGUCGUCCAGCCGAUAAGGCCGCAGAUGCCUCUAGCCGUCGCGAACCUUCUCGGCGGGAUAAGGACCGCAACCUGGAGAAUAGCCCCCAUUCUGCAGAUAGCCGCGGCCGUGAUCGUGAGCACGAAGGCCGACUCGGCCAGACCAAAUAUGAGAACGAUAGUGGAUCGGAAGCUAGCAACGUCUCCAAGACAUCCGCCUACACGAUACCGGCACCUGUUGCGGCUCCGCCUCCGGCCAGUGGUGACGUGGAUGCGGAAGGACCUCGGACACAUCCGGUUGACCGUACGCCUUCGACAUCGGAGGAUGGCGACUCUGACAAGGGAUCCACAGAACCCGGCACACGCAAGCGCCGCCACCACACCACCGCCUCCUUUGUGCCGACAAACACUGAGGAUCUUUUGGCGCUCAAGGCCGAGCUCGCCGCCUUGGAAGCUAAAGAUGGAAAAGACGGCAAAGGUGGAAACGAUGCCAAAGAUAGUAAGUCAUCAAAGAAGCACGACGGUGAUUCCGAUGAUGUCCCGCGAGGGCAUAAGGGCAGCAAGCCAAGCAAGGCCGAUAAAGGAGAAGCAGGAUCGCCCAAGAUCAUGACGCCAUCCUCAUCGCUCUCCUCUGCGCCACCUUCGCCCUCAUCGCGCCCUGUCGACCGCCCUGCCGCUGCCGCCGCCACUGCCGCCACCGUUGCUGCCGUGGCAUCAUCCAAGGGCAAGGCUAAGGAGAAGGAGACGCUUCGAGACGAAGGUCCAGAGCAUUCCCCGGAACGCAAGUCGGGUAGAGAGCUGGAAAUUGUGCCAGAGCCAGACGAUCAUGCCGAGAAUCGUCGUGGCCGCGACCAGAGCGAACCGCCGUCCAAGGGUACCGUUGUACGCCUCGUGUCACCGCCACGCGAGAAGAAAGAGAAACAGCCAGUCAAGGGCAUUCUCAAGACACCGAGCUCAAAGUUUCCCGAGGAAGCCAAUCCCAUCCGUGAAGGCGUGGCCCCGCACAAGGAUGACAAGACCAAGCAGCAAGGUGUGCCGCCAGGCGCACGAUGGACACGGAUCAGCCGCAAGCUGGUCAAUCCUGAAGCACUCACCAUUGGCAAAGAGCGCUUCGAAGUGCGUGACGACUUUGUCAUUGUUCUCCGCGUCUUAAGUCGCGAGGAAAUUGAAGCGUAUACGAUUGCGACUGCACAAAUUAGAGAUGCGCAUCGCAAGGAGUACGACCACAGCUCGCGGCAUCAUGACGAACGCGACAAGGAUAAGGAGAAGAGCAAAACCAAUGACAAGGACCGCGACGAGUCGAGAGUCGACGAUGAACGGCGGCGCCACCGCUCACACCGUGACCGUGACCGUGACCGUGACCGGGAUCGGGAUCGGGAUCGAGAUCGGGAUAGGGACCGCGACCGCGACCGUGACGGCGCUCGUGACGACGACGACGAAUACUAUGGCGGUGGUGGUGGCGGCAGCAUCAGCCGUGACGGACCCCGACGCCACCACCGACAUGAGUCCGACAGCUACGAUGCCAGUGACAGCAGACAUCCGACAAUUGAAUACCACAGCAGCCGUGGUUCCGGCCGGCAGUACCACCGCAAUUGA
Messenger RNA from Sporothrix schenckii 1099-18, 4047 nucleotides. RefSeq lists its product as uncharacterized. The coding region runs from base 1 to 4047 and encodes 1348 amino acids. The record is from RefSeq and is a predicted model, not a curated record. Lineage: Eukaryota; Fungi; Ascomycota; Sordariomycetes; Ophiostomatales; Ophiostomataceae. The transcript is spliced from 2 exons.